Molecule: messenger RNA, 1927 nt
Organism: Daucus carota subsp. sativus
Lineage: Eukaryota; Viridiplantae; Streptophyta; Magnoliopsida; Apiales; Apiaceae
Product: ADP,ATP carrier protein 1, mitochondrial
Exons: 4
Coding region: 220-1341 (373 amino acids)
Biological process (GO): mitochondrial ATP transmembrane transport; mitochondrial ADP transmembrane transport
Cellular component (GO): mitochondrial inner membrane
Molecular function (GO): ATP:ADP antiporter activity
Source: RefSeq, a predicted model, not a curated record
AAAACGGAGACUUGGUGCGAGUGAAAUAGGGCAGUUAGCUCCUCUAAUUUCUCUCCACCUCCUGAAACCCUCAAGGGAAGCCCAAAGAGACGCACGUCCCCUCCCUUGUCUUUUUUUCACAACCUGCUUCUUGUAUAUUUCUUGUUUUUUCUCAUUUUUACAUUUAUCUUUUCUUUUAGAUUUCAAGAAUUCUGAUUCGUUUUUGCCAGAGAAGCCUCGAUGGAUAAAGAACACCGCACAAGGGCCACUCAGAAAGAUCUUGGUUUCCAGCACCCGUAUUUUUACCAGAGGAAACGCAAUUAUGGAAGUUGCAGUGAUGUUGCUCUGCAUUAUUCAAUGGUGCAGCCAAACCGAUCAACGUGUGAUUUAUCAGCGAUUAAAUUGUCUGUAUCACCGGUCUUUGUUCAAGCACCUCAAGAGAAAGGCAUUAAAGGAUUUCUCACGGAUUUUCUUAUGGGUGGAGUCUCUGCAGCUGUGUCCAAGACUGCUGCUGCACCCAUUGAACGCGUGAAGCUUCUGAUCCAGAACCAGGAUGAAAUGCUCAAGUCGGGGAGGCUUUCUGAACCGUACAAAGGUAUUGGUGAUUGUUUCAGCCGAACAAUUAAGGAUGAAGGUAUGGUAUCUCUAUGGAGAGGAAAUACUGCUAAUGUCAUUCGUUACUUCCCAACUCAGGCCUUGAACUUUGCUUUUAAAGAUUACUUUAAGAGUCUUUUCAACUUCAAGAAAGACAGGGACGGAUACUGGAAAUGGUUUGCUGGUAACUUGGGUUCUGGAGGUGCUGCUGGCGCUUCAUCACUCCUCUUUGUUUACUCGCUGGACUAUGCUAGAACUCGUCUAGCAAAUGACUCGAAGGCAGCUAAGAAAGGAGGAGAAAGGCAGUUUAAUGGCUUGGUUGAUGUGUACAAGAAGACAUUGGCUUCUGAUGGCAUUGCUGGCCUAUAUCGUGGAUUUACUAUCUCGUGUGUUGGGAUUAUCGUGUAUCGUGGCCUGUACUUCGGAAUGUAUGAUUCCCUGAAGCCAGUACUCCUCACUGGGAAAAUGCAGGAUAGUUUCUUUGCCAGCUUCGCCCUUGGUUGGGUCAUUACCAAUGGCGCUGGCCUCGCAUCCUACCCUAUUGACACUGUCCGCAGAAGAAUGAUGAUGACAUCCGGUGAAGCAGUGAAAUACAAAGGCUCAAUGGAUGCCCUUUCCCAGAUCAUGAAGAACGAAGGUGCCAAAUCGCUCUUCAAAGGGGCUGGUGCCAACAUUCUUCGCGCUAUUGCAGGUGCUGGUGUGCUUGCUGGUUACGACAAGCUGCAAGUGCUAGUUCUUGGCAAGAAGUACGGAUCUGGUGGUGCAUAAACAACAGGGUACACCCUGAUCCCUUCAACAUUAGAUAGUGAUGAAAAUAAUUUCGACUUUUGAUCUCUCGUACCAACACUAUGUGUGAUUCGUUAAAUAAAUCAGGAGUUGUUCCCGAACCACGCAAUUCCUUGUUAAGUAUCUUUUCGAACUUGUAACUACACAGUAUUCAGUUCUUUAGUUUUAGUUAUAUGCAGUUUCUUGAUCAAGGCAUAUUGUUCGAAUUUGUGUUCUUUAAUAUCGAAUUUAUCAAACCUCUGCAAUUUCACGUCUCCAACAAAAUAAAAACUGUUUUCAGACUCUAGGAGCAACUUACAGACUUGAUAAAAUAUUUACAACCCGAAACAAAUUAUAUCUAGAACCUGGAUACAAGAUCAUUGAGCUUAAUUAGGAAAAAAACUCGGACAAUUUACCUUGAAUUAUUGCAAAGAAGGCAGUUCAAGAUUCUAGAGCAGGCGAACCGCAGACGCGGAUAAAACCUGUUAGUAUGAGCACUGGACUCCCUUAGCAGCUCCUCCAUGGUCUGCACAAAAAGAUUCAGGCUCCUCACCGGAGGAAUAUACAGAAUCAAUGGCACUGCAGAGAA